AUGUACGUUCACCAAAAGGUUGCUAUCGUGACGGGUGGGAUUAGAGGGAUUGGUUUUGUGACCGUUCAACAUUUGUUGCGUAAAGGAGCUGCGUUCGUAUUCAUUCAGUACGUGGCAAUUUUCGAUUUGCACAAAUUCGACAGUAAAGUUGUUAUCGACGGCAUGACGAAAUUGGAGCAAGAAUUCAACUCUGAUAAGUUUGGAUAUUAUACGUGUGAUGUUGCCAACAUAAAAGAAUUUAUUUCUCGAUACGAAGAGAUUUCAAAGAUGAAAUCGUACGUUGACAUUCUUAUUAAUAAUGCUGGUAUUUGCGCUGAAAAGAAGCCGGAAAUGAUGAUCAAUAUCAAUUUUACAGCAGUUGUAAAGUGCACAAUGGCUGCGGUCGAUCGUAUGGCAACGCACAAGGGUCACAAAGGUGGUACUGUGAUUAACGUGGGCUCCAUAUACGGACUGAUAAAUAUACCUCUAAUCCCAGUUUACAAUGCAACCAAACACGCCGUAGUCUCGUUUGUUAGAUCGAUGAAGGAGCAUAACAAGACGAUCGGAAUGCGCAUCAUGUGUAUCUGUCCAGGUUUGACGCAUACGGACAUGACAACGACUGGUGAUCGCGACCUUCUAGUAUACGAUUUUAUACCAUUUGAAAUGGUGGACAAUCACGUAAAGCAAAAGCUUCAAGAUCCAAGCAACGUGGCAGCGGCUACAAUUGAAAUUCUGGAAAAAGGAAACGGAGGUGACGUUUGGAUGGUGAAAGACGACGAACCACCGUUCAACGUUGGCGAGAUGACUGAUAUCGAAAAAAUGAGAAUACCUUUUUAA
This is a messenger RNA of Phymastichus coffea, 816 nucleotides long. RefSeq names its product 15-hydroxyprostaglandin dehydrogenase [NAD(+)]-like. NCBI's taxonomy places the organism in Eukaryota, Metazoa, Arthropoda, Insecta, Hymenoptera, Eulophidae. The transcript is spliced from 6 exons. Gene Ontology annotation, cellular component: cytoplasm. The record is from RefSeq and is a predicted model, not a curated record. The coding region runs from base 1 to 816 and encodes 271 amino acids. Gene Ontology annotation, molecular function: oxidoreductase activity, acting on the CH-OH group of donors, NAD or NADP as acceptor.